UCACCCGGGAAAAACAGGGUGGUGUUGGAGAGUGUCCAGAGUGGUCUGGAGUCAGGAGGGGACUAUGUGAAGUUCUCAAAGGAGAAGUACAUAUUGGAUUCUUCUCCGGAAAAACUUCACAAAGAACUGGAGGAGGAGCUCAAACUGAGUAGCACUGACCUCCGAAGCCAUGCCUGGUACCAUGGCCGCAUUCCCCGAGAGGUCUCAGAGAGCUUGGUUCAACGGAAUGGUGACUUCCUCAUCCGUGACUCACUAACUAGCCUUGGUGACUAUGUCCUCACCUGUCGCUGGCACAACCAGCCCCUGCACUUCAAGGUCAACAAGGUUAUGGUGAAGGCCAGUGAGAACUAUACCCAUAUCCAAUACCUCUUUGAACAAGAGAGCUUUGACCAUGUACCUGCAUUGGUCCGCUAUUACGUAGGAAGCCGCAAGGCUGUGUCCGAGCAGAGUGGAGCCAUUAUUUACUGUCCCAUCAACCGUACCUUCCCCCUGCGUUACCUGGAGGCCAGUUAUGGGCUUGGUCACAGCAAAUCUGGGGGCCCCGCCAGCCCCUCCAGCCAGAAGGGAGGCCACAUGAAGAGGAGGAGUGUCACCAUGACCGAUGGGCUGACAGCAGACAAGAUAACCAGGGGCGAGGGCUGCCCCACCAGUGUGUCUCUGCCUCCUCACCGUGAUACCAUCCGCAACUGUGCCCUCAGCAUGGACCAGAUCCCAGACCUGCACUCCCCCAUGUCUCCCAUCUCUGAGAGCCCUGGAUCACCAGCCUAUAGCACUG
Molecule: messenger RNA, 775 nt
Organism: Vombatus ursinus (common wombat)
Lineage: Eukaryota; Metazoa; Chordata; Mammalia; Diprotodontia; Vombatidae
Product: SH2 domain-containing protein 3C-like
Exons: 5
Biological process (GO): positive regulation of peptidyl-serine phosphorylation
Molecular function (GO): phosphotyrosine residue binding
Source: RefSeq, a predicted model, not a curated record